UUUGAUCCUUGCAAGGACCCGAUCUAAUCGAAAGGGGACAGGAGAGCUCAAGCACCUCCCUCCCAAUCUCCUUCCGCUCGGAAAUCGCCUUUCAGCACGAUUAGUGCUGCACCCAGAUUCUCGGCAGCUGCUCACACAGAACCGUCAAAAUUUCCAUCCUCGAGGAUCUUGAGUUUGCGGAGGAAGAAAGCAUGGGUGCAGGAGCCAGCGCCGAGGACAAAAAGUCGAAGGAGUUAGAAAAACAACUCCAGGAGGAUGCUGAUAAGGAGUCUAAAACAGUCAAGCUAUUAUUGCUUGGUGCUGGUGAGUCAGGGAAAAGCACCAUUGUUAAACAAAUGAAGAUUCUGCAUCAAGGUGGUUACACAAAAGAGGAACAAAUGGAGUUUAGAGCCGUCAUCUAUGGCAACAUCCUGCAGUCUGCUCUGGCUAUCAUCAGAGGCAUGGAGAUGCUUGGCAUCGAUUUUGGCUCAGCCUCUGGACAGGAGGAUGCACAGAAGCUGCAGAACUUGUCAGACUCCAUUGAAGAAGGGACAAUGCCUCCUGAGCUGGCUGAAUGCAUCCAGAAGCUCUGGAAAGACUCUGGUGUGCAGGCCGGCUUUGAGAGAGCUGCCGAGUUCCAGCUCAAUGACUCUGCUGGAUACUACCUCAAUGAACUGGACAGAAUCUGCAAGUCAGACUACCUCCCCAGUGAGCAGGAUGUGCUGCGAUCUCGAGUCAAAACAACUGGUAUCAUCGAAGAACAGUUCUCCUGCAAAGAGUUGCACUUCAGAAUGUUUGACGUGGGCGGUCAGAGGUCAGAGAGAAAGAAGUGGAUCCAUUGUUUCGAGGGUGUGACCUGCAUCAUCUUCUGCGGAGCUCUCAGCGCAUACGACAUGGUGCUCGUAGAGGACGACGAAGUGAACCGCAUGCACGAGUCCCUCCAUCUAUUCAACAGUAUCUGCAACCACAGAUUCUUUGCACUGACCUCCAUCGUGCUUUUCCUCAACAAGAAGGAUCUCUUUGAAGAGAAGAUCAAGAAAGUUCACCUGAGCAUCUGCUUCCCAGACUACGACGGCCCCAACACAUACGACGAUGCCAGCAACUACAUCAAGACACAGUUCAUGGAGCUGAACAUGAAGAAGGGUGUGAAAGAAAUCUACUGCCACUUGACCUGUGCCACAGACACAAAGAACGUCGAGAUCGUGUUCAACGCCGUGACAGACAUCAUCAUCAAAGAAAACCUUAAAGAUUGCGGUCUUUUCUAAGCAGCUCCGGAGUGAAAAGAGAACGUCCUUUCCUACCUUAACCCCUCACACAUUGGCAUUAACUAAGAAGUGUACUGAUGGAGCACGGAGGGUCUGCAGAUCGUUGUCUCUAUGCCACCGCUUCCAUGCCAAGCCCUGGUCCUUGACUGCUCCUAGCACCUCACCAUCUCCAACAGCGCACCCCUGCAACACAGUGCAACGUCCAGCUGGGUGGAAACAACUAUCGAGUCACCGCACCGGCGCUGUGGACAUACAGCUUUCUACAGAUACAGUACGUCUUCACACCAAAAAACUGCUGGUUCGAAUGUAAGAAGAUGAAAUAGUUCGAUCCUCACUGCUUUCUUUCGACUACUGCGUUGUGAAUAAAACAAUAAAUCUGAGGAAAAUAUUAAUAUUUUGAAUAGCAACAUCGCAACCUUGUUUUUGUUUUUUGAGUACAGUAGUCUCUGUGGUCUUGAUAUUUAAACUGUAAAAAGUUGCUGAGAAAAUAUUUCACAUAUUUCCGUAUGCGCUUUCAGUGUAUCCAGAUUACAAAACCAAAUUGUACAUGUAUUUGAUCUAAAUAGUGUUGAUGUAUUCAAUUCAGAAUGUCAAACAUGGUAGAGAAACUUUGUACAUAAGAGUAGGUAAUUCAUUAUAUUUUGAAAGAUAAAACGUUAUGGAAAUAUAUGAGGGCAACAUUAGAGGGAAGAUGCUGUAUUUAAAAAAAAAAAAAAAAGGGGGAAUGAAAAUCUACCGAGUUUAUUCUUUCUUAUGACAUGUAGAGGCAUGAAAUAAAGAUGCAUUAACUUCA
Molecule: messenger RNA, 2037 nt
Organism: Mugil cephalus (flathead mullet)
Lineage: Eukaryota; Metazoa; Chordata; Actinopteri; Mugiliformes; Mugilidae
Gene: gnat2
Product: guanine nucleotide binding protein (G protein), alpha transducing activity polypeptide 2
Exons: 9
Coding region: 192-1244 (350 amino acids)
Biological process (GO): detection of chemical stimulus involved in sensory perception of bitter taste; adenylate cyclase-modulating G protein-coupled receptor signaling pathway
Cellular component (GO): photoreceptor outer segment; photoreceptor inner segment; heterotrimeric G-protein complex
Molecular function (GO): G protein-coupled receptor binding; G-protein beta/gamma-subunit complex binding; GTPase activity
Source: RefSeq, a predicted model, not a curated record